ACUAUUGGCAUGCAAUGUGCCAACGUGGCAACUCCUGGACCUCAUACCUGGGAAUCUGAACAAGAGCAAAGAGAGUUUGCUUCAUGAAACUGCUGUGGCAGGACGCUUGGCAACCAUUUUGUUCUAAACCUCUUUCUGUUCUAGAGCUCAUACAACUGAUCUCUCCUUCCUUCUAUCUUUUUCUGAUAUAAGUUCAUAAUAUACUAUCCAUUUUCUUGUUUUGGUCUAUGCACCCUUUUGAAAGUUCUGGUCUUGGUUGCAUGAUAUUGGAUUAUAAUAGAAAAAGAAAGCAACCUUCAAGCAUUUAAAGAACGAUAGAUACAUGGGCUUUGAAGCUUCAAGGAAAUUUAAUUACAAAGAUCACAUCUGUGUUUCGUUCCAGUUUGGCAUGUAGAUGUAGGCGAUGUGCGCAUCAACUCAUGGACAUGAUUGCCUACAGGAGAGUUCAUCCAACAAAGAUGAAUGUGGAUGAUAAAAACAUAGAACCAUCGACUAAUUUAAGCCUUGCUCUGGGUUAUUCAAAUCAGUGCAUUCAGAGAAAUUUGAGCAAUGAUCCAGGUGCAGGUGCAAAUGCAGCUUCAACGGCAGACAUAACAUUUGUAGCCACCGACCCACUCUCUGAACUAGUAUGGUCUCCACAUAAAGGUUUGAGUCUUAGAUGUGCUGAUGGAAGCUUCAUCGACAAGAAGCCCUCUCUUUUACCAGGUGUAGGACCUACUUAUAUGGCAAGUGGAUCAAGUUCUGAUAAGCCUAUCUCAAAUACUGGCAAACUAUUUGACAAUGAAAUAUGUAUAGCUUCUCUACCGGCAUGCAAGCUCGCUAGUGAAAUUUCUGGAGAUAAUUCCACUACAUUUCUUACAAGCAAUGUAGGCAUCAUGCCAUUAAGUGGAACAGGUCUUGACAAGACAGCAACUGGUGAUCAGGUGGUUGAGAUGAAAAAUGCAGUGAACUAUUUUCUACAGAAAGAGGAUCUAAGAAACGAUAAAGCCGAAGAUGAAACCAAACUGGAUGUGGCACAGAAUUAUCGAACUUUUGAGGAACCAAUUGUCAGAGCUACAGAUGUCAAUGAUGAUCAUGAAUUAGGAAUGGAAAUUGUAUUGGUUUCUGAUUUUCAUACUGUGAAAGGACGUGAAGAUUAUGGUAUAAAAAUUCAGAAUGCAGCAUGCUCUGGAAAAGAAAAUGAGGAACCACCCUCAGUUAGAGAAAAAGAUAGAGAAAACAAGAUGGUCAUAGGCCGUCCUGGCAUUUUUUCCUUGGACAAACUGGAGUCAACUGCUGAAAAUGAUUUAGAAACACCAUUUGGUGAAAAUUCUUGCAGUAUGAGAAACAAAAAUUUAGCAUCCGAAUCUGCUGAUAGAGUUGAAAAUAACACUCAGCAUGAGUUAAUUCCAAUAGAAUAUGCUCUUGGAUACAACCAGUCUCCCACUAGCAGCAGACUCCAAAAUAUUCAAAGACAAGGCGAGUCUAAGGCCUUAUCUGAUGGAGAUGCAAAGGAAAGGAUGCUGAAUGAGGAGGAUGGCAGUCAUGAGAGUGUUGAAAGCUGUAACAGUACUGAACUAUUUUCAACAGGAAAACAACGAUGGAACUUUGAUCAACAGUUGAUGGUAGGGAGCAAAAGAGUCAAAAGACAAAUUCAAGAUAGUCCUGGUUCCUCAUCACUUGGUAAACAAGAUAGCUCAUUUGUGAAUUGGAUCUCAAACAUGAUGAAGGGAUUCUUGAAAUCAAGUGAAGGAGAGGCACCUUUUCUUUCUUCUGCUCUCUCAAAUCCUAAUCAUGGGCAUGAGAAUCCUAGUCAGGAUGUUUUCACAUGCAAUAGAAAGGAAGAUCCUGCAUGCGACACAAGAGGAUUUCAAUCCGUCUUUCAGUCGCUGUAUUGCCGAAAGACAAAGGGUCAAGAAACUGUCACCUUGAAUGUCAAUCAUCAAACAGAAGGAUCUAAAGAAUGUGACCAGGACAAUAAAAUAUGUGACCUGAAUGCUGCCCCAAUAGCUUGUCGUAUGGUUAGUGGUAAUGUUUACAAGCGGUUUCUGCCAUCAAAUGAGAAACACAAUGAGCCUACAUCUGGCUAUCACGCUGGUAUGACUGUCCAUUCUAGAGAUAUAUCUAUGAGUUUUCCUGUCAUUCCAGAAAGCAAUGGGAGUGUCUCUACAGAGAACAAAAAUUCAUGUAACUUGGCAAUUGGUAAGGAGAAAGAUGGAACAGACUCCAAUUUUUCUCACGGUAAACACAAGACCAGCAGUGCUGGUAAAAUUGAUCCUGAACUGCCAUCUAAAAAUAAGACAGCCCAUGGUUUUGGUUACAAAGGUGAUCCACUGGGAAGCUUGUGGAUAGCUCGAUUUUCUCCAAAAACUUCUGGUGCCCCGUUUAACCACUAUCCUUCCAAUAAAAGUACUGGUGAGGCAUUUAACUGCUCUGCUGAUAGCAUGGGGCUGAUACCUCAAGUACAGAAUCCUCUUGGUUCUUCCAGUGAACAUGAAAUUGUAGAGGUCAGGAACAAAAAUUUUCAAGAGCCAUUGCCUAUACAAAAUUAUAGUACUGCUAAUAGGGCUCCCUUUGAUUUCUACAAUGUAAAGGGAAACAUUGAUAAUGAUUCUGGGAAUAAACUGAAUCCCAUCUUAUCUUCCGCAAGAGUUAAAACUUCAGAGGCCAUGGCUUCUGUUUCCCCGAGGAGAUUGGAUGCACCCAAAUACAUCACGCCUUCAGAUGACGCAGAUAAUUCUGAUCGUGCAAGCAUGACCUGUUUCUUUUGUGGCAUAAAGGGUCAUGAUUUGCGAGAAUGUUCGGAAGUAACAGAUACUGAGCUUGAAGAUCUUUUAAGGAAUAUCAAUAUAUACGGUGGGAUAAAAGAACUGCCUUGUGUGUGUAUUAGAUGUUUUCAGCUCAAUCAUUGGGCUGUUGCAUGUCCUAGCACAUGUCCAAGAGUAAGGAGUAAAGCAGAAUGCCAUGCUUCUUCAGUCAGCCAUGCUGGUCCUAGCAAAUCGCAGCUUCAUGUGAUAAAUGAAGAUGAUACAAAGGCGAAAAAUGUCACUGGCAGCGGUCACGCAAUUUGUUAUGGGAAUGAUUAUGGAAUGGAUAAAGAUAUGAAUAGCUGGAAAUCAAAUGAAGCUGCUACCUCUGGAAAAAUGAAACUGAAUAUAAGGUUGUUUGAGAAAAAUAUUUCUUCGACUUCCAGAGAAAAGGAGUUGAAAGAAAAUCAAAUUAUACCUUUAUAUGGUUUUGUCAAUGGCCUGAUUUCUGAUGUACCAAAUGGAAUCUUUGAUGCAGUAAGAAGCCUCCGUUUGACAAGAACAAACAUUCUCAAAUGGAUGAACUCUAGUGCGUCACUCUCAAUUGAUGGUUAUUUUGUGCGUUUACGGCUUGGGAAGUGGGAGGAGGGACUAGGAGGAACUGGAUACUAUGUAGCUCGCAUUACUGGAGGACAAAUAGAGAGUUCAUCGAAGAAGUCCAAAAAAUCUAUCGCGGUAAAUGUUGGUGGCAUCCAAUGUGUAAUCGAAAGUCAAUUUGUCUCCAACCAUGAUUUUCUUGAGGAUGAGCUUAAAGCAUGGUGGUCUGCCACUUCAAAGGUUGGUGGCAAAUUACCAUCCGAAAAAGAGUUAAGAUUGAAAGUUGAAGAGAAGAACACAUUGGGCCUUUAGGGGGGGAAAAAAACAAAAUUGUUAUAGAAAAUCAUAUUGUUCAGUAUCAGUAGUUUGAAGUUGUUUGCACUAUAAUAUAAAGUUACAAGUGAUGCAAAAGUGUGCUAUCUUUGCACUAUAGUAUAUUCUUUUUUCUUUCUUGUUGAAUUCGGGGCAACUGUGAGGAUGGAAAUCUCGGCUUGAAGAAUAUCUCCAGAAUUUUUGUUAGUCCUGUUCAUUUCAUUAAUCAUUAAAAGGACUUGAUUAAUCACUAAUAUAGUUUGCUGUUGCUCCCAUUA
Messenger RNA from Ricinus communis (castor bean), 3913 nucleotides. RefSeq lists its product as uncharacterized. Lineage: Eukaryota; Viridiplantae; Streptophyta; Magnoliopsida; Malpighiales; Euphorbiaceae. The transcript is spliced from 8 exons. Bases 420 to 3635 code for a protein of 1071 amino acids. The record is from RefSeq and is a predicted model, not a curated record. Gene Ontology annotation, molecular function: DNA binding; zinc ion binding.